Nicotiana tabacum (common tobacco) is the source of this 1678-nucleotide messenger RNA. The record is from RefSeq and is a predicted model, not a curated record. NCBI's taxonomy places the organism in Eukaryota, Viridiplantae, Streptophyta, Magnoliopsida, Solanales, Solanaceae.
AUAUAUGGACAGUGUACUCAACUUGAAGACAAGUUCCACUUUAUUUCCCUCCAUUAUUUCCACACCAAAACCAAAAGCCAAAGAUGGUUUUGUGGAGCCAAUUGGUCAUCUCAAGUACUCUGCUUCUCCAAUUGGUUAGCGUUAUAUCUCUGUUGUUACACACUGCUGCAAGAGCAGAGCUUGUAGUACAAAAUGUUAGUGGUCUUAGUUGGAAAAGCAAAGGAGUAGUAAGCAGUAGCAGGUGCAACUUGUUUCAAGGUAGAUGGGUUAUUGACCCUUCUUUUCCUCUCUAUGAUUCCUCAACUUGCCCUUUCAUUGACCCUGAAUUUGAUUGCCAAAAAUAUGGCCGCCCUGAUAAACAAUACAUGAAAUAUUCUUGGAAACCUGAUUCUUGCAACUUACCCAGGUUUAAUGGAAAAGAUUUCUUGAAGAGAUGGACAGGAAAGAAGAUAAUGUUUAUAGGUGAUUCGUUGAGUUUGAACAUGUGGGAAUCACUAGCUUGUAUGCUACAUGCGUCGGUGCCCAAUGCCAAGACUUCUUUUGCUAGGAGAGAGACACUUUCUUCUGUGACCUUUCAGGAUUAUGGAGUUACUUUAUUCCUCUAUCGAACUACUUACCUUGUGGAUAUAGUAAGAGAGAAAAUUGGAAGGGUAUUGAAAUUGGAUUCUAUUCAACAAGGUGAUGCUUGGAAAGGAAUGGAUAUGCUAAUUUUCAAUUCUUGGCAUUGGUGGACUCACAAGGGCAACUCUCAACCAUGGGAUUAUGUGCAAGAUGGUUCAAAGGUAACCAAAGAUAUGGACCGUUUGAUGGCAUUUUACAAGGGUCUAACUACUUGGGGAAGAUGGGUUGACCAAAAUGUUGACUCCUCCAAGACCAAAGUCUUCUUCCAGGGCAUUUCUCCAACUCAUUAUAUGGGUACAGAAUGGGGAGGAUCAACAAAGAAUUGCAACUCCGAGCAAAUGCCAUUAGCAGGGUCAACAUAUCCAGCAGGGACACCAGCAUCUGCUGUUGUAGUUAACAAAGUAUUAAAUAGGAUGAAAACACCAGUUUACCUCCUCGAUAUCACGUUUCUCUCCCAGUUAAGGAAAGAUGCUCAUCCAUCAGUUUACAGCGGCGAUCACCCUGGUGUUGAUUGCAGCCAUUGGUGUCUCCCCGGACUACCUGAUACUUGGAACCAGCUUCUCUACGCAGCUCUGAUUAUGUGAGGAUGAACUAUGAAGAACCUCAUAAAAUUUAUCCUUUUAAUCUUCCUUUCCACUUAUAAAGUGAAAAUUAACUGUACAUUUGUGGAGGUAUUUGAAGACCAUCGGCUGAAAACAGCGAGCAAUCAGGUGCACGUGGCAAUCAUUGGCGCAGUCCUGGACUUCUUAAUAAUUGGAGCCAGCUUCUUUGUGCAGCAAUUCUUCUCUGAAGAUGAAGAAUUCAAAUUAUUUUUUAUUGCCCAUAGUUUGUUUCUUUUCAUAGGUAUUGGUCUGCGUAUUAUUGGGGCCUAGGCUCCACUGUGAAAAAAUUUGAUUCAAGGAUAUACAAUAGCUUUUAGAUGUAAUAAGAACUAUGAUUGGGGAGUAGGGGUGCACAGGAGUGCUGAUAAUUUCCAGCUACUAGCUUGAAGUUUCUUUUCAUUUUAUUAAACAAUUAUGAAUAAAAGCAGAUUUUCUCUGCUUAUUUCUGGAUUUAA